Molecule: messenger RNA, 1503 nt
Organism: Vitis riparia (riverbank grape)
Lineage: Eukaryota; Viridiplantae; Streptophyta; Magnoliopsida; Vitales; Vitaceae
Product: patatin-like protein 2
Exons: 8
Coding region: 170-1387 (405 amino acids)
Biological process (GO): lipid metabolic process
Molecular function (GO): glycerophospholipase activity; monoacylglycerol lipase activity
Source: RefSeq, a predicted model, not a curated record
AAAGUAAUCACCAUACUUAGCAUUGAUGGAGGAGGGUUCCGAGGCAUUAUCCCUGCAGUCAUCCUAUCCGCCCUUGAGGCCGAACUUCAGGUACUGGCAGAAGGCGUACUUGCUAAAGCCAAAAGGGGUAUAUACAUAUACAUGCAUGUUUUGAUUGGCAGGAUAUGAUAUGUCACCGGUCUCUUAUCUCUUAUCUCUUAUCGCAUCCCGUAUUAUAUGUAACACACCAAAAAGACUGAGACUUGAUGGCCCUGAUGCCAGGAUUGCAGAUUACUUUGAUCUCAUUGCGGGCACAAGCACAGGGUCAAUUGUUACAGCCUUUCUUACAACCCCAUAUCCACUUCCUAGUGCUUCAAAUGGAUCCACAACAAAUCCUCCUCGCGAAGCAAAAGAUAUCCAGAACUUCUACAUUGAGCAUGGCCCGGAAAUAUUUGCUAAGGAAGAAGACCCUGUUCAAACCAGUAAAUCAGAAAGCUUCCUCGAUGGGUUGAAACAUUUGAUUGUUCAAGGGGUGGAGAAGGUGCUGGAAUACAAAUAUCGUCCAUCCCGUCUUAGUGAGAAAGUGGAUGAACAGCUUGGGAAAAUUCGGUUGGCUGACACACUAACCAAUGUUCUUGUCCCUGCUUAUGAUAUUCAACACCUAAAACUAGUCACCUUCUCUUCUCACCAGGCAAGAAAGGCAGACUCAUCAGUAAAAUUGAGAGAUGUAGUUAUGAGCUCAGCUGCAGCUCCAGUUUUUUUCCCAUCUCAUAAUUUCGAAGCCGAUGGCAGAAUGUACAACCUUGUGGAUGGUGGAGUCGCAGCCAAAAAUCCUACAUUGCUUGCAAUACAAGAAGCAGACCAUAUAUUUGGAAACCGAGAUUCGAAUUAUCUGAUUCUCUCCCUUGGCACUUGCUCUGAAGAAGAACACCAGAACUUCAUUGAUUUAACGGGUCCACUUCCUUGGAUGAUAGACCUUAAGAGAGGAACACCACCAUUGGCCAACGUGCUGUUCAAGACAUCAGCUGACAUGGUAGAUGCAUACACAUUAUUUGUCCUUGGAGUUGGAGGCCGGAUUUCUAGUCAGAACUUUCUCCGGAUCCAGGACAAUACAUUGAAGCCUGAGCAGCUCACAAUGGAUGAUGCAAGUAAAAAAAACUUCGAAAGCCUGAUUGAUAUCGCUCAAAGACUUCUAGAGAAGCCUGUUUCUUUCCCUAGCUUGGUGAUUGGUCUGCAACCAAUGACUACCAACCGAAAAGCUCUCAUGAGCUUUGCUAGAUUACUGUCUGAAGAAAAGAAGAGGAGGGGUGGUUCUUCAUCCCACGUCUCUGGCUUCUUAAUGUGUUCAAUUAUUUCUUCUCUUUUUCUCCUUUUUCUUUACAAGCUUUAUAUGGUGUUUUACCAAUAAAAAAAAAAAAAGAGAAAAAUUCUUUGAAUUUGAUGUCUAGGAAUAUGGUUAUUGUUUGUCCCUAUUAGAAAUAAAGGAUGUACAUUCCAUGUCUUAAUGAAUAAUUCUCUUUUAGA